Messenger RNA from Tachysurus vachellii, 3228 nucleotides. It is a transcript of the gene polk, whose product is annotated as polymerase (DNA directed) kappa. Gene Ontology annotation, molecular function: DNA-directed DNA polymerase activity; damaged DNA binding. The transcript has 14 exons. Gene Ontology annotation, biological process: error-prone translesion synthesis. The record is from RefSeq and is a predicted model, not a curated record. NCBI's taxonomy places the organism in Eukaryota, Metazoa, Chordata, Actinopteri, Siluriformes, Bagridae. Gene Ontology annotation, cellular component: nucleus. The coding region runs from base 237 to 2903 and encodes 888 amino acids.
UUGAAAAUGGCGGCGAAGACUGAACUGCAGUGUCAAAAUGUUCAGCUGUUUAACGGCUAUUUUUGUUUUUAGCUAAACGCUAACAGUUAGCCUCUUGGUAUGAUUUAAAUUCAGUCUCGUGUUAAAUGUUUAUAUCGAGUACAUUAGAUCUCUAAUGUUUAUAUAUGUUUUGGGAAUGACAUUUUAGUUCAUAUUAUCUCUAAACCGAGUAAAAAGCUCCAGCUGUUGUGCUGAAGAUGGAGCCUAGUAGCAGCAGAGGACAGGACAGCAUCCUCUCCAGAGUUGCCCUCAAUGACAACAAGGCAGGAAUGCAAGAUCUCGACAAGGACAAAAUCAACAAGAUUAUUCUAGAAACGUCCAAGGGAUCCAGAUUCUAUGACAAUGAACUGAAAAAGGAGCGUCAAGUGAACCAGCGCAUUGAGAGGAUGAUGCGGUAUAAAGCUAAGGUUACUGAACAGCAGAUACAGAAAGCCCAAGCAGAGGUGGAAAAUCUGGCUGCUGAUCUGGAAAGAAGUCGUGAGCUGGGCAGGGUGAUUGUGCAUGUGGAUAUGGAUGCAUUCUAUGCUGCUGUGGAGAUGAGAGACUGUCCAGAACUGAAGGAUAAACCCAUGGCUGUGGGAUCCAUGAGCAUGUUGUCCACUUCAAACUACCAUGCCAGGAGAUAUGGUGUCCGUGCUGCCAUGCCAGGCUUCAUUGCUAAGAAGCUUUGCCCAGAUUUGGUCAUUGUUCCACUCAACUUUGACAAAUAUAGAGCAGUGAGUGAACAGGUGCGUGAGGUAUUUGCAGACUAUGAUGCCCACUUUUUGCCCAUGAGUUUAGAUGAAGCUUAUCUGGAUAUCACUGAGCAUCUGGAACAGAGGCAGCACUGGCCUGAGUCUUUGAGAACGCAUCAAAUCUGUGAAGAGAAGACCACAGGAGGGAUAAACGAACUCAAGAGCCUGUCCCCUGUGCUGUUUGAGGACAGCCCAAGUUCCUCCCCUGAUCAGAAAGCGGAGGUAUUUGGGACAAGUCCUGAAGAAGCUGUGAGGGAGAUGCGAUUUCGUAUUGAGCAGAAAACAAGACUGACUGCAAGUGCUGGUAUCGCACCGAAUAUGAUGCUCGCAAAAGUGUGCAGCGAUAAAAACAAGCCCAAUGGUCAAUAUCGUAUUCUUCCAGAUAGAAAGGCUGUGAUGGACUUCAUCCAAGAGCUGCCUGUUCGGAAGGUCUCUGGGAUCGGGAAAGUGACCGAGAAGAUGCUAGCUGCAUUGGGUAUCGUCAUUUGUUCCCAGCUUAGACAGCAGAUGGCGAUGCUCUCAUUGCUUUUCUCUGAGACAACCUGGCACCAUUUCCUCCAGAUUUCACUCGGAAUUGGCUCAACUCGCAUAGAAAGAGAUUCUGAGAGAAAAAGCAUGAGCACAGAAAGGACAUUUGCAGAGAUGAGCAUUGCACACGAGCAGUAUUCAUUAUGCAGGGAGCUCUGUCACGAUUUGGCAAAGGAUCUGCAGAGGGAGGGCCUCAAGGGUAAAACUGUCACUUUAAAACUGAAGAAUGUCAACUUUGAGGUGAAGACCAGAGCAUUCACGUUGCAGUGUGCUGUGUGCACUGAAGAGGAGAUAUUUGCUGCUGCGAAGGACCUAUUGAAAGCUGAGAUUGAUAAUAUCAACCCUCUACCCCUGAGGCUGAGAUUAAUGGGUGUUCGGAUCUCAAGCUUCGUCAGUAUGGAUGAUAAACAGCCUCAGCAGAAAAGCAUUAUGGGGUUUCUGAAGAUAGCAUCAGACUCAAGCAGUUCAGUUCAGCCGUCGAAAUCAGAAAUAGUCAGUGAGUUGGGUUCACAGUGUCCUGAGACCAGAAAUCCUUCAUUUAUAGGAGAAACAUCCAAGCCAUUUAAUAAGUGGCAGACAAAAUCUAGCUGCACAACUGAACCUCAGCAACAUACAUUUUUCCAAAAAGCCUAUGCAAAGAGACUUCAAAAGCAAUAUGAAGAAGAAGAAACAUCUGGUCCAUGCACAGACAAAAUAUUGAAAUGUUUACCCACGGUAUCAACAAAUAACUCUGCUUUUACAACUGACCAAGCAGCAGACAAAACAGAAGAAACUCAGACAUGCACAUGGAUAAGACAUCUGCAUACAGAUGAAACUUCAGCCAAAGCUGACUCCAGUUUGUCCACAGCAAACACAGGAGCAAAAACACAGUCUUCAAAUAUCCUCCAGUGUUUUACAUGUCCUGUGUGCUUCAAUAGUAUAGAAACUGAAAACCUCUCAUCAUUCAACCAACAUAUAGACAAAUGCCUUAGCAGUGAACUGGACAAUAAGAGGACAUCCAUGGAUGAAUGUCAAGAUGUGUGUGAGGAAAAUAAGCAGUUGGGCAAGCAGGAUGAAUCUUGCAUUCGUAAAGUGACAGAUUUAAGUUCAGGAAGCAGAAAUUCACUGCUGGAAAGAAAUAAUGAAGGGCCUUACACCAGCUCCUCCAGUGCACAUUCUGAUUGUAGUACACCAUUAUUUAAACACUUUAAAUGCAUGAGCGAAAAGCGUUCUCUCGUGCCUCAUGAGGACAUGAGUGAUACUGGAUCUGUAUCCUUCCACCAGACAGCUAGCUCAGUUGAAGUUAUCAGUGAGCCACUGGACAGAAGGGUCUCCACCUUGACAUGUCCAGUGUGCAAUCAGGCUCAGGAUAGUGAUGACCUCAUUCUCUUCAACCAUCAUGUGGACAUGUGUCUUAACCAGGAAGUGCUUUUGGAGUUUAGAGAAGCUGUUCCUCCAAUGGCUCAAUUCGAUUCCAAAGUCAAAGAUCAUGAGAAAUACCCUACUGCAAGAGGAAAGAGCAAAAGACAAGGAUCCUCACCACCUCCUCCACCAAAGAAAACCAAAGCCAUCAGCACAAGACACACCAUUGAUCAAUUCUUCAAAGGAAACAGCAAACAAUAGCGCUUCUUAAUAGCGCUUUGAAAUAGCGCUUCUUAAAUAUUGAUUUCUGUAUCUGCUACUUCAUAUUGCAGGCAUGACUGUCAGAUGCAUCAUGAGAAAUGAUCAUAUCACUAGAGAAGAUGUGAUGCUGAACUUUUUUCCAUUCUGGAUGGAAAAAAGUUAUAAUAAGAAGCUAUAUCAAAUCUUGUGUUAUAUUUUAGAAGUAUUUUAUUACAGAAAAUGCACUUUAUUAUCCAUAACUGCACUUUAUUGACCAUAUACUUUAUCUGGAAAAGCAGAAGGAUCAAAACCAUGAGAUAGCAGUUAAUUUGUUUGAUUUUGUAUU